Molecule: messenger RNA, 1029 nt
Organism: Physcomitrium patens
Lineage: Eukaryota; Viridiplantae; Streptophyta; Bryopsida; Funariales; Funariaceae
Source: RefSeq, a predicted model, not a curated record
GCAGCCAUAUUAAAAUCAAAACAAAAUUUUGAAUUAAAAAUCUUUCAGAGAAAAUAGAAUGUCUUUUAAAAAAACAUCUCAAAGAUUAUUUUUUUCAUAAAUCAUUCAUUGUCUCCCUCUAAACCACCAACCUUUCUUAAAGCAAAGAAAAGAGAAAACAUACAAAAGAAAGAGACACAUUAUUAGCUAAUUGUCUACAAGGAAGUCACGUGGAGUGUUGAAAUAUCAAUUGGAGAUGUAGUGUUAACAAUUCACUACAUAUGCAAUGAUCAUCAAACAAACAGUAAUACCAAUUGGGAAACUACAGAAAGAAUAGAAAAGAAUGUCAGAAGCAGAAGAAGAAAUUGAAGGAGAGGAAGGAUCCACUGGCCCAGCUGAAGUUCCAAUGCCAUCUGAAGUUCAAUUAAAAUUAGCCGAACAAGGAAAUUACUUGGCCACCAAUUUAAAUGCCUUAUUUGCCACAACAAUGCAACUCAAUGCUGACAUACUUGCCAUUCGUGAGAUCAUAAGAAAUGGUCAUGAAAAGCUCAGUGCUGAUUGUAAUAAGAAGAUGGGCUUUUUCUCAAACCGCAUUUCGAUUAUUGAGAAAGAACGGGCUGAAGAGAAAUUAAUUGCAGAAGCAGAGAAAAACAAAGCACUUGGCUUGCCUGUUGAAGAAGAAGAUCCUUUGGCCAAAUUCAUCAAAAUUCAUGCCCAACUUGCUGACCUUGUCAGGUCAAAUCCAAGUAUGAUUAGCCAAGCUUGUUUGAAGCUGGAGGAAACGAUAUUUGCAUUGGAACCGGACAGUACAGCACCACCUUCAGAAGAAAAAGAUUUUUCUUAAGAUGCUCUUGGAAUGAAUGGAAUUACUGGAGAAUUUAAAUUCUUUUCAAUUCGUGAGUUCAAAUAAAUCAAUCAACCUUCGCACGAUACUUUUUUUGAUGUUUUCUGCUUGUAUGUAAAGUUUUUGUAAAUCUAAUCAAAUGUUAUACUCUUGAAAUUUACGCUUUUCCAGAAAAAUGAUGUGAUAAUGUGAAAAUAUUUGGAUUU